UUAAUUGGAUAGCCCACAGACCUGGUUUGUAGUCCUGACCUGCCGCUAACUUGGACAAGUUACUAACUUUUAGCAAGUCACAAUUUUCUUACCUAGUAAAUGAGAGAUUUUGGAUGUAAAAGGUCUGGGGGAUCCCUAUUAGCUAAAAUGUUACAAACCAUGAUGCCAGGAAAUCUUUGGCCUUUUACUCUGUUAUGUAUGUUGUCUAGGUGCUUCUUUUCCACAGUAAGGUUUCCUUGGAUGUUUCAAGUCAAAAUUUUCUACCUCUACCAAUUUAUAAUGCCCUUUCAUGUCCUUCUCUCUCUCCCUGAAUUACUUUCUCCCUUAAAAUGUAGGCUGAUUUCUACCAGAUAAUAGAAUAAUUGUACAAAUCUUAAUGUAAUAGCAUGCUAUUUUGAGUUCUUCAUAGUCUUAAACUGUUGUUAAAUUAGCUGAUUAUUUAGAAAACAACAUAGUUUAAUAUUGUAUUUAAGCACAGAAGAAUCAAAUAAAUACAUAUCUUUAUGUCGUAUUCAGCUAUCAGAAUGAUAGUUGAUACCAGGGAUUGAGCUCAGGGACACUGACCUGAAGGUGUGAACACUAAAAAAUAUGGAAAUUUAGCAUAUUAACACAAUAUUUGCAACUCAAAACAUUCAGAACAAUCAUAGGGAUAUUUUAUAGAUCUGUUAUGAUGAUAGUGGCUUAAUUUCAUUUCUUUCACACAAAUUUUCCAAGUCCUAAAUAUGGGCUACACAUGAUUAGUCAAAGUGAUUUAAGAUUCAUUCUUUAUUUUUAAAGGAUAAACUAAGAAAGUGGCAGUAUAAUGGGAUAGGAAAGGAAAAGUCAAGCAAUAAUUUAUAAUUUGGCACAAUGUAAAAAAAAGCUGUAAAAACUGAUUAGGUAUGGCUAAUUGAAAUAGAAGGAUGACUUAAAUUUCUUAUUUGUGUAGAUUGGGAUUCCAUAAUUAAAACCCCAUAAAUUAGCCAUCUUUGUGCACCAAUGAUGUGUUCUGUUUGAAGGCAUUUUGAUGUGUCUCUGGAACAUCCAAGAAAAGAGUCCUGAGAAGAAGUAGAAUAAGAAGAGGGUCAGUGGUACAGGGCACACUGGGAGUACUGUCACUGGUGAGGAAAGUGAAGCAAAAGAGGAAUCAGUGAAAGCUGAGAGAAAUGAACUAUCAAAAAUAGAAACAGGAAAAUCAGGAAGCAGUGAAACCACAGAAGUAAAAGGAAGUUUUUAAUUUUUAAGGAAAUAGUUAAUAUCAAAUGCUUCAGAAUAAAGUACUUUAAUUUUUUAUGGUUCUGGGGAUUGAGUCCAGAGCCUUAUGCAUGAGGCAAGCACUCUACCAAAUGAGCUGUAUCCCCACCCCUGUACUUUGCUUUUUUGGGUGGGGGGAAAUGAAGAUUGGGUUUAGGGACACUCAGCCAUUGAGCCACAUCCCUGGCCCUAUUUUGUAUUUUAUUUAAAGACAGGUCUCACUGAGUUGCUUAGCGCCUUGCCAUUGCUGAGGCUGGCUUUGAACUUGUGAUCCUCCUGCCUCAGCCUCCUGAGCUGCUGGGAUUACAGGCUUGUGCCAUCGUGCCCAGCUCUAACCUUUGUUUUUGAUUAUCAAUUUAAAGCACAUAAAUUUUAAUGUGUUUGAAGAGUGAGUUAAAUGUUGAAAAUGACUUAGUAGCUUUACUGAUAUAGGAGAGAUUUAGAACGAUGACCAAGGUAAUGAGAGCUGAGAAGGGAUUUACCUAUUAGAAGACCUUUGGCUACAGAUAUUCAGAAUCUCUCUUAACAAUGUUUUAGGCAAGUAGGGGUGUUCUUCUCAAAUGAAAAAAGUGGAGGUGGUCAGCAUUGAUCCACAGAUAAAAUAAUUGAAUGAUUUACAUUUCAAGGGAUUUCCAUCCUGGUUGCAUGAUGGCAUCCAUAGCUUCAGGUAAAAUGUCUGCAUUCAAAUCAAGAAGAAAGGGUUUGAGAAGGACCAGCAACAUCUGUGCCUUUUAUCAGAAAAGAUUUCCCAGAAGCCCGUUAGCACACACCUGCUUGCAUCUUAUGGGCCACAACUGUUACAUGACCACUCCUAGCAGCAAGGGAGGCUAAAAAAAGGAGAGCCUAGCCCUUUCAGCCUUUGUAGUAGAGGUAGGCCAAUUAAGGGGUUAGAGAAUGGGGCUGAUUUAGCCAUCCAUCUACUAGGGAGCGUUUGCAUGAUAUAAGAUAGGAUGAUUAUGUUUACAACUGAAAAGAGGCAUGAGAGAAUCAGGAGACAGCAACGAGUAGAUGUACAGCUCAGACGAGGAAAAUAAGAUUUGGCACACAGAGGCUUUAGGAAUACUUUCAACAAGAGGAGGGAAACUUUCCAAUAAGAGUGGUUGGAAUAAAUAAAUCAUGGGUCCAGAAAAUGUGGGCAAUAGUGGAGCAAGUGCCUAUGAACUCUCAUUGUUUAGCUCCUAAGCAGUCCAGAGUCUUGGGCAAUCACUACUCAGGGUUAAUAUCUUACUACUAACUUCAACUCAUUGACAUCCAAAGCUUCAGCACCUUCAUUACUUUCUCUCCCCCUUGUUUUGUGCCUUCCUUUUGAACCUUUAUUUUUCUGCUGUCUUCGUCAUUUUAAUUUCUUUUCUACCCAUCCAUUCUCUGCCCCCCUUCUUCUUAAUUCAUCUCUUUCUCUUGAGAUCAGGUGAAAUACAAACAUAUGAAGGGAAAGGAGUAGAAUGGAUAUAAGAAAGAGUAAUUAUUGAAAAUCUAAGUUUUGGGGGAUACAAUUAGUUCAGUGUUAAAUUCCUUCUUUGCCUGUUCAGACUCCAUCAGUUUAUAUAUGAGUAUAGUCAAGGAGCCCCAGAAUCAGCAGGAUGAGUCAAGGGGUGUGUUUAAGCAGGAAAUGGGGAAGAAUAGUGGAGAAGCUCAUGGCCAGUGAUUUGCUCCAUUCUCCUCAUUCCUCUGUGCUUGAAAUGAGAGAAAGGAGGAUAUUUAUUUGUAAAACACCUGGAUAGAAUAUUCAAAGUAUAAGGGUCUGAGAGAGAAUACCUUGGUUAUAGCGUCCUCUUGUUAAACCCAGUCUUUACUUUGGUCUCAAUUCUCAAGUAGAAUUGUAACUUCUAUAAUAUUUGAGGACUUUUUGUGUGUGCCACUUGAAAUGCAGUAUAGCCAGAGUCCGUGGCAACUGGGAACCAUCAUUAGCCAAGGAUUUGUAGGUGCGCUCUCUCUGUGCCCUUCCCCUUGCCACUACUACCACCACCAUAUGGGCUCCCAUUGCUGUGUUUUUCCAUUAUCUGUUACCUUGGCUUCCUUUACUUAAAAUUAAAUUCAUGUGACCCAGAAUCAUCAGGUCUCCUAUCUGACCCUUGUAUCUCUCUAAUUCUAAAAUUUCAUGAAAGAAACCUAAUUGGUCCAGAUCAUCCUUUUAAGACAGGCUCUGUCUUGAAAGUCACUUUUUUGGCCAAGUAUCUGUCCCUUUUCCAAUCAGCUGGUGGGGUGGAGGCUGCCAUAUGGUCACUGUCAAUGUUGUCAGGCCUAUGAGCAGCAGACAGAUAGCCAUGACCAAUAUGCCUUUAGAUAUUUACUAAGUACCUUCUCAGUAGUUUCUGGGGAUCGAGAGCCCUAAAGGAAUUCAUGGCAGGAGAGUCAGUAAAAGAGAAUUUGGAUGUAUUGAAUGACUUCUAAAGAGCAAGAAAUGCAGGGUCCUCUGCAACUACACAGAAUGGGAUGAUUAGUUAUAUUUUAUCUGUAAAUGAGCUCAAAAGACAAAUUGGGCCAUUUACACACUUAAAUAGGUCAGCAAUCUGGGUUCUGUAACACAGGUGGAGCAGCAGACUAUGGUGCCAGUAUCCCUCUUGUAAAUAAUGCAUAAACAGCCCCCUAAACUUGGAUGAUCAUGGAGACUGCAUUGGGCUUCUAAAGACACACACACACACACACACACCAGAUCUGGAUGAGUGCUUAGGAUAUAAUUGAGGUGGGUUACUUCCUUGUGUAUAUACACAUUUGGCAUAAGUUAGUUCAUGUCUGCAGUCCACACACUUGAUUGCUUUUGCACUGUACAUUUGAACAACAAGUAUGAUAAGAUACUGCUCCUACUCAUAGUGUGUAAGUCAGCUCCUAUCGAUUCUAGGAUGAAAGACCCCUAGUCCCUACUGCAAAGUAGCUCCUAGCACAGGGUACCAUUGGAGAGAGCCAGUUGGUGCAAAGAAGACAAGGGAAAUGGGAAGUUGGGGGGGGGAGUGUGUGUGGUAAAAAAAGGUGUAACUACAAGAAGGCUAAUACAGUGUAUAUUUAGGGCGUUAAGUAGAAGGAAGUUAUAGGAAGUGAAGCUAAAGGAAGCUUUUACUACAUCCUUACCGCAGGGGUCUUGUAACAGGGUUUAGCAAACAAACGUAGGAACUAGCCAUUAUCCUGAGGAAGGGUAUUUAGAGUUGAUAAAGGUGUUGGUGGAAUAAAAUCAUCAACAAAACCCCAAAUAGAAUGCUGUGGUGUCACAUAAAGUCAUUGACAUUGCUCCCUAAAAGGUGGCCAACAAUUCCUUCAGUGACAAAUCUCAAGUGACAUUCUUGCCUUUUUAAUUUUAUUUUACUAACAACAAAGUUAAAACCCUCUAAUCUUUCCUUCCUGAGCUCCAUGAAAGUCAUGUAUUCAAAUGCAACUAAAUAUCUCCAGUGGAAUAUUCUUACACAUCACUGCAUCCUCAAUAAAAGUAAACACCAACUUCUAAACAUUAUCCAGUUGUUUAAGAAUAAGACUCAUUGGGAUCCAAGUUCCUUCCUCUCCCUCAGCCCUGUUUGAUAAGUUAUCAAGACCUAAUCUUGGGCAUUUAUCAGUACCAUUCUGGGUUCCCUCAGUCACCAACCGGGUUCAAGCUGCCAUCAGCUCUGUUCUGAGUCGUAGUCUGCCCUGCUCUACGGGCCUUCACCCCAGUGUCCCUGUCCUCGCACUAGAAGAAAUUUCCUCCCACUAGAAGAAAUUAUCGUGGCGUCUCAGAAUCCACGCCCUGGUCCUACUGCAGGGCCAGAUGGGUAAUAUCCAAUGCUUCUUCGGCGCAAAAGGCGCAAUCCCGCCAGCUUUUCGAGUCUUUAUGGCACCGUUCUCCAAGAACGUGCCAUUUGGCUCUCCUACAGUCUCCGGAGACCUUAACCGAUCCGCUCUUGUCACCACAUCAGGUGCCGCUCCGCUGGACUCUCCCUCGUCCCUGAUCAACUGUUCCUGGUGUAUAGUUUCCCGGGCUUUAUUUCAAGGUAGAGGCCCACGCCAAGUCUGCACAGAACGGAACAGAAUCCGUGCACAGCUGUUAUACGUGGGGGUUUAAUUGAAUGAGGGGAAGGAGCAUGCACCCACCGAGGCUCCUGGGAAACGUAGUUCAGCAUCCCAAACCGCUAGACCCGGGCGCUGGAGCGCAGAUCAUGGUCUGCGCAGGCGCACACCAUCAUUUUCUCCGCCAAUUCUCCUGGGAAGUGGAGUCCAGCAGCCCCAGCUCAGCCGACCUAAGGCUUGUGGGAAUUCGGCUCCGUGGUUCCCAGGGCAACGCGCAAGCGCAGUGCAGAUCCAGGCUGCAGACUCCUGCUCAUUGUGUUCUGACUGCGAUGUGGUGGUUGCGGUUUCUCGCUACCAGCGGAGGUUUCUGCAAGGGCAACCCAGCAGCGACCAGGUUUCUAGACAUUUCUACUCUUAGGAAUCCUGCAGUUGCAAAGCUGCCCACUUGCCUCCUCAGCACUUUGCCUUUCCCUAAGAGGGCUCAUCAAAGAAGGAAUGGCUGUCAGUUACCUGCCCAACAUAGUCCAGACUGGAUGACAAUGCCUAUGAGUAAGAAAACUACUCUCAAGGCAGAUAUUUCUAAAGAUGAAUUAGGUCAGUGGACAAUAAAGGAAAGAUUCACCAGAGACAGUCACUGGAAAUAUGCUAACCUGUUGGAAUGGCAGUGCCAGGAAGGUCAGGAGAUCAGCUUGCAGCAAGUGGUUCUUACUCAACAGAACUCCCCAUCCAGGUUUAGUGAACAGGAAUGCAGUGAAUCUGGGAAGGGUUGCACCCUGAGCUCCUCUCUUGUUCAAGACCAGGAAUUUCAGUCGAGUAAAAAAGCCUUUGAAUGUAGUAAGUGUGGGAAAGUCUUCUCUAAGAGUUCUACCCUUAACAAGCAUCAGAAACUUCAUAGUGAAAAACUUAACACAAGUCAGAAAAUGCAUAUUAAAGAGAAAAGAUAUGAGUGCAGAGAAUGUGGGAAAGCCUUUCACCAGAGUACACACCUCAUCCAUCACCAAAGAAUUCACACUGGUGAGAAACCAUAUGAAUGUAAAGAAUGUGGCAAGGCCUUCUCAGUGAGCUCCUCACUUACUUACCAUCAGAAAAUCCAUACUGGAGAGAAACCUUUUGAAUGCAAUUUAUGUGGAAAAGCUUUUAUCCGAAACAUACAUCUUUCCCACCAUCACAGAAUACAUACUGGAGAGAAACCUUUCAAAUGUGACAUUUGUGAAAAAGCCUUUGUGUGCAGGGCACAUCUUACCAAACACCAGAAUAUUCAUAGUGGUGAGAAACCCUAUAAGUGUAAUGAAUGUGGGAAAGCCUUCAAUCAAAGUACAAGUUUUCUUCAGCAUCAGAGAAUUCACACUGGAGAGAAACCCUUUGAAUGUAAUGAAUGUGGAAAGGCCUUUAGGGUGAAUUCUUCCCUUACAGAACAUCAAAGAAUUCACACUGGAGAGAAACCGUAUAAAUGUAGUGAAUGUGGAAAAGCUUUCAGAGAUAAUUCGUCCUUUGCACGACACCGGAAAAUUCAUACUGGAGAGAAACCUUACAGAUGUGGCUUGUGUGAGAAAGCCUUCAGGGACCAGUCAGCCUUAGCCCAACAUCAGAGAAUUCACACCGGGGAAAAACCUUACAUGUGUAACAUAUGUGAGAAAGCCUUCAGUGACCACUCUGCUCUUACCCAACAUAAGAGAAUUCACACAAGAGAAAAACCUUACAAAUGUAAAGUCUGUGGGAAGGCCUUUAUCCGAAGCACUCACCUUACUCAACAUCAGAGGAUUCACACAGGAGAGAAACCCUACAAAUGUAAUAAAUGUGGGAAGGCUUUCAAUCAGACAGCAAAUCUCAUUCAACAUCAGAGACAUCAUAUUGGAGAAAAGUGACAUGAAUGAAGUUUAUAUGGAAGAGUUUUGAGACUCAGUAAAUUAAUUAUUGAAUAUAAGAUAACCCAUUCUAGAGAAUAAGCAUAAAAACUUAAGUCAGGAUAGUCAUUGUAUUUCUCGAGUGUCAAGGGUCACAAUAUCAUGGGUUUUGACACUAAAAUUGCAAACACCCUUCCAUUGUUUAGUACUGGCCUCUAAUAGCAGUUUGGGGUUUUGUUGUUGUUGUUGCUGUUGUUGUUGUUGUUGUUUUUGGUACUGGGGAUUUAACUCAGGGACACUUGACCACUGAGCCACAUCCCCAGCCCUAUUUUGUAUUUUAUUUAGAGACAGUGUCUCACUGGUUGCUUAUUACCUGGCUUUUACUGAGUUUGUCUUUGAACUCACGAUUCUCCUGCCUCAGCCUCCUAAGCUGCUGGAAUUACAGGCAUGUGCCACCAAGCCUAGCAAGAACCAGAACCCAAAUGGAGAUUUGUUAACAACAUAAAAAUAGGUUAUCAGAUUUAUAGUUUGUUAAGAAAAUUAUGAACUUAUAAAAAUUAAGAUUCAGAAGUAAAAGAACAAAAUAGUAAGAAAGUGACCCAUAAGCAUUUCAUUCUACUGGAGUAUUCUGUAUAAGAGAGUUGCCACCUCUAAUGGGGCUCUUUUUUUCUCUCCUUGCCCAUACUCCUGACAGCCAGUAUAAAUAAAGUGCAGUCAUCCAUUCACCAGCCUGGAAAUCAUUUAAAUUAUGCUUCCCACCUUCAACUUGACACCAUCUUUUGCCAGAUUUCCCAGGUCUGUCUGUCCAUGAGCUUCUUACUGGCAUUCUCCUGAGCCAAUUCAACUGAAAGGUAUGACCCUCUUCUGACUUAACUCCUAACUGUUAAGGAAUCAUGUCACUUCUUACUAUCACCCUUGGGAAGUAAAUGAUCUGAGCUCUUACACAGUAUGAGUCAGAAUCAACUGAAUUAGUUGAUUGGAAUCACAGAAUCAACUGAAUCAGUAAUAGAAUCAAUAUCCAUGAUUCUGGGUAAUGUACCCAAAUCCAACUUUCAAAACUCAGGAUCUCAGUCAAGAGGGCAAAGUCUGAUCAAAAUUCUUUCAUUCCACAAUUCUUCCUCCAGGUCUCAGCUUGAUGCUAACCCUCUUCAUUAAUAAUGAUUUACUUGUGCAGCCUUUGUCCUCCAGCUGUGUUGUUCCACACACAACAGUCAGAAGUCUGCUGGGCUUCCGGUAUGAUAAUCCCAACCACCUAGUGGUUGGUGGGGAUUCCCAGCCACCUCUACUGUGACUUGCCAUUUCCCAAAGUACAGUUGACAUAAGAAAUGAGAGCCAGUUACGAAAAUGCUCUAAUUCUCUUUCCCUUGACUGAAGUCUCUGUGUCCACACUGCAUUAGAGUUUAUUAACUACUCCCAAAAUAACUGAACUGCUGUAUCCUUGUCCUUGGCCAGGUUUGUUUAUGUUUCUAAAGGUAUGGAUUCCAUGUCCAUAGGAAAGCAGGCAGUCUUGAAUUUCUGUUUUUCUAUUUGAAAGUACCAUCUCCUUCAUCUGGGCACUCUACCACUUUGAAAACUGUCCCAUUCUGAUAAUGGUGAGCAAUAUAUUGAUUAAUUCCAUGGGUCCAGAAGUGGUCCACAGCAUCAUUGACAUUCUCUGACCAAGGUUGUGGCCAUGUCCACAUUAUGAGUGACACACUAAUACUGCAGGUACAGUUCUUUCACCAAAUUAAAUCCUUAGUGCUUUUGAUAAAAAUCUGUGCACUUUCACAUGCAUAGCUUAUGAGAGCACUCUCCCCUUCUCCACCACAAGGAAUGGAGGAACCUGUAUUACUGCACCCUGGGACAUGCUCCACAAUGAAGACAGAACAAAUUCUGGCAAGCAGAGGGACAGAUUCCUGGUUUGUGAAGUGUUGUCUGUCAAUCUGGGCAACCUUCUGGCCCCCCUAAAUUUUGCACCUCUGCUUCAGAUUAAAGAAGAGGAUAUUCAAUAUCAUGUCGGACUCUAGGCUGACACAAACUCAGAAGCUUCUCUUAGCUUCCAAGCCCAAUUUCUCUAAAUUCAGCUCCUGGCUAACAAGAGCCACCUGUGUGUCGACCGACAUCUCCUGUUAGGUGACCAGCACCUCAUGCUUUUUCCCCAUGCAUGUGAAGCAGCAUUUCAAGAGGUUACUUGGCGUGGGUUAUGUUGGGUACACACACAUUCGUCUGUAGCCUUGCAUGACUAGCACUUCCAGAUGGUACAAUAAGCUUAGAAAACCAUGUUUUAGUACCAUUAUCUCUAUGACCUGCCUGGUCCUGUCACCACCACCACCUCCCCUGCCUUUGCCUUGAAUCCCUGGGAAAUGCAUUGCUAAGCUGGUUCACUGUACAUUUUGUUUGUUGGAAGCAGGAGAAUCAUUGCCACUUGGCAUAGGCCUGUAUUUGGGCCAAGGCCUGCUGGCCGGGUUAAGAGCCUCUUGCAUCUCCGUGACAGAUCCAGGAGAUGUAUUCUAUCAAAAUGGCUACAGUCUGAAGGCCCUCCACUGAGAUUACAGUCUGCUUUCUCAGAGUACACCUCGUUCAGGUAUGAGUCUUCUUGAAAUCAGACCUCUGAGAUGCCUGUUCAUUCAUUCAUCCAUAUUUGGGGAACCACAAAGUAACAAAGUGGCCUGUUUGAUAUUCCUGAGCCAACUUGAAUAUAUUUAUGGUUAAUAGUGCUUGCUUGGUAGUGGCUUUAUUAUAUUCCAUAUGAUUAACAGUUUAUUGUAUGAGCUUCUUGACUAAGGGAAUCACCCUUGCCUGAGCACUAUUCUCUACUUUUCUAAUUUGGGGUAGUAUGGCUAUCUGUGUAGGCAUUCUGAUCUGCCACAGCAUUACUUUUGACUCAGUCCAUAACCAUGCAUUUUUAAGAACCCAGAGUUCCUCAGCAUGAGCUCUUCUGCCAGCUGACCUGCAUGGCAUGCAAGAUUUUAGCAGUUACUCAGAAGAACUUUUCUCUGCCCCUUUCUGAGCCAGAUUACUCCCAUCACAUGCAGGGAGUGCUAGGAAGAGCUGUUCAGCCCAUGCUUGCUUCUCUAGUCAAUUGGCCACGUAGAUACCCUGUCUGUGGCAGGAAGUAAAGGACCAUUAUUGAGACCCUGAGGGUUUAAGGUCUCUAGCUAGUAAUGUGCCAUCUUCAGCAGCUGCCAGCCCACCUUCUUUUACCUCUCCACAUAGUACACAAAGACAGUUCCCAGGACACACGGUGACCAUGCUGUCUCAAGAGAAGCAGACCCAAGACACCUCCCCUAUGAGAACUUUCCUCUCAUCCUUCGAAGCUGCCCAGUGGGCAAUUCCAUCAGAAGGACUUGAGAAGGGGAGUCAUAUCUAGACUUGUUUAUUCUUCAUGUUUAUGGGCUCCCAUGAACAGCCAUAAAACUGCUUGUUCUUUGGGGGAAGACUUGUUGAAAUUUCCCUUUUCAAAUUCCUCAAUCCUCCUCUCUUAGUUCUUCUUCUACUCUCCUGACUGAUUUUACAAUGGGGUUCUUUCUCCCUUCCCCUCUAAGUUCACCUACCUCUGGCAGGAGCAUGUCCCUGAAGUGCUUCCUUCCUCCAACUGCUUUUUGUUUUGUUUUGUUUUAAUUGUCUAAUUUUUUUUCAAUAUCUUCAUUUAUUUAUUUUCAUGUGGUGCUAAGGAUUGAACCCAGCACCUCACACGUGCCAGGCGGGCGCUCCACCACUGAGCCCCAGCCCUUCAGUGACUGCUUUUUAAAUGGCUCUUUGACUCUAAAGCAGACUAAAACUGUGCCUGAGCCUCAGAGUAAUGCUAAAUUAUAUGCUUUUGGUUGAGAAAACAAUUUAACUCACUCAAACAUUAGCAAUGCCCAAGCCUCCUGCUGUCUAAAUUCUCUCCUUUCCUUCCUUUUCCCUUUGCAUUUUUUCCUACCCUCCCAUAAACUACUGGAUUAGCCAGCAGGACAGUGUGGAAACACAAAGAUGUCACACCCUUCUCUGUCUAGCAUGAGGUGUUCCAUUCUCCUUGGCCAACCUCAAUAGCACUAAAUAUAUUUUUGGUAAUAUUUUCACUUUCAGUAUUUUUAUACCAGUUUGUGAAGGGGAAAAAUUUACAAGGCUUGACUGUUUCUCAUCUCUUCUGUAUUUCUUAGUUUGCUAAUUAUUAUUCCCUGCAAGUACCAGAAUUUGGUAGUUCUGACAUAUUCCUUGCGUUCUGUGUAUCACACAUCGCUAUCCCCACCCCCCCAAAAAUGUUGAUGAACAACUAUUCAUCAGUGUGUCUUUAUGAAAAUAAAAUGAGUAAAGUACUCAGUGGUCUACAAAA
Molecule: messenger RNA, 11346 nt
Organism: Ictidomys tridecemlineatus (thirteen-lined ground squirrel)
Lineage: Eukaryota; Metazoa; Chordata; Mammalia; Rodentia; Sciuridae
Gene: Znf454
Product: zinc finger protein 454
Biological process (GO): regulation of transcription by RNA polymerase II
Molecular function (GO): RNA polymerase II cis-regulatory region sequence-specific DNA binding; DNA-binding transcription factor activity
Source: RefSeq, a predicted model, not a curated record